AUGGCGAUUGCCAUGGGCUGGCAGAAGCCCGACAAUGUCGCCGGCUCGUCAGCCCCGGCCAUCAUGGUCGGUCUCUUCGUCGCUUCUGGCGGCCUUCUUUUUGGCUAUGAUACAGGCACGAUAAACGGCAUUCUCGCCAUGGAGGCUUUCCGACGAGACUUCACCACUGUGCCUCAGGGAGCCGACGGACGAUAUAUUAUCACGGCCGCCCAGUCCUCCAUCAUCGUCGCCAUCCUCAGCGCGGGCACGGCCCUCGGUGCACUACUGUCUGCGCCGGCAGGCGACACCAUCGGCCGUCGCAUGUCCUUGCUUGUAUCCGUCGGCGUCUUCUCCUUUGGCGGUAUCUUCCAAGUCUGCGCGCAUAAUAUCGACAUGCUUCUUGUCGGAAGGUUCUUUGCAGGUGUGGGAGUAGGCGCCAUUUCGGUCCUCGUCCCCCUUUACCAGUCUGAAAUGGCUCCAAAAUGGAUACGUGGAACACUCGUCUGCGCCUAUCAAUUCUCCAUCACCUUGGGUUUGCUUUGGGCCUCGAGCGUGAACAUGUUAACUCAACACAUGCAAUCACCCGCCGCCUAUCGCAUACCACUGGGCAUCCAGCUUGUAUGGGCUGUCGUACUGGCUGCCGGUCUUCUCGUUCUACCCGAGACUCCACGUUAUCUGGUUAAGUCUGGCAAGCAAGAGGCGGCAGGCCUCUCGCUCAGUCGACUUCGCCGUCUCGACAUCACUCAUCCGGCCCUCCAGGACGAAUUACGCGAGAUCGUGGCCAACCACGAAUAUGAACUCACUUUGGGCCCCGACUCAUACCUCGAGCUCUUUACCGGCCACCCGCACCUCGGACGACGUACCCUGACCGGCUGCGGACUGCAGAUGCUGCAGCAACUCACUGGUAUCAACUUUAUCAUGUACUACAGCACCACCUUCUUUGACGGUGUCAAUGUCGAUGACCCCUACCUCAAGUCCCUCAUCCUUCACAUCAUCAACGUCUGCUCCACCAUCCCGGGCCUAUUGGUCAUCGAGACGUGGGGCCGCCGCAAGCUCCUCAUUGUAGGCGCUAUUGGUAUGGCCAUCUGCCAGCUGUUGAUCGCCUCUUUCUCGGCAGCAGCAGGAGCCCAUCUCCGGCAGGCUUCGCAGAUCAUCCUCAUCGUCUUCUGCGCCAUCAACAUAUUCUUCUUCGCGGCCUCCUGGGGUCCGGUGACGUGGGUUGUCACGUCCGAAAUUUACCCCCUGAAGAUCCGUGCCAAGGCCAUGUCCGUAUCCACCUUUGCUAACUGGCUGCUGAACUUUGCCAUUGCCUAUGGAACGCCGUUCAUGGUCACGGAUGAGCCUGGAUCUGACAACAUUGGGCCCAAAAUCUUCUUCCUCUGGGGCGCCUUCUGCAUCAUCGCAUUAUUAUUCGUAUGGUGCAUGGUAUACGAGACCAGCAAGGUCAGUCUCGAGCAAAUUGACGAGAUGUACGAACGCAUCGACUACGCUUGGAACAGCACGCGAUUCGAGCCCAGCUGGAGCUUCCAACAGCUGCUCACAGAAGGCUGUCUCGGCCGUGAUACACAGCGCGGAGAGCAGGUAAAAAACCAAAAGAAAUACCACGCCCAACCCAGCAUGAGUCGGCUGGAGGACCUCGACGAGGAGGUCCUGGCCAUUGUGCUCAGGUCUGGACUCAUCAACCUCAACAACCCCGGCACGCAAUACGAAGUCUCCCAUGCCAUCGACAUGGCUCUCGGGCUCGCUGGCGAUGAGCAGAUCAACAUUGCCAUAAUGAGGAGCGUGCAGGGUCAAGUGGCUGCUUCUGCUUCAACCUCUGCCCCAACUACCAUGCCUCCUGCCACGGAAAAGGGUGCGGAACAGCCCGCCUGGAUCGGUGAAGCGGAGAGGAAGAGAAUACUGGCCCAUCUAGAGGCCGAAGCUGGCUCUGUUGACGAAGCUGACGAUGGGAGAGGGUGUGAUACGGAUACAUUGUGCUCCAUCUGCCUCGAGGUCAUGGAGCCCGAGAAACAAAUCAAGCUGCCGUGCGGUCACGUCUGGUGCAAGAAGUGUCUCUGCCGACACCUCGCCAGCGGUCUGGGUCCCGGCGCCGCCUGGCCGCCCAAAUGCUGCGACCCGCUCGCCACGUCGACGAUCGCUUGGCUGGACAUGCCCGACGUGCUGCGCCUCUGGCUGCAGGCCCAACAGCAGAACGAGACACCCGUCGGCGAGCAGGUUCAUUGUGCUCGCCCGGGUUGCGGCGAAUUCAUCCCGGCGAGGCUCACUGAGCAAACAGACGCCACAUGCCUGGUCUGUGGCGAGAACACAUGCCGUGCCUGCCGCCGAGUCUCACAUCCAGGGCGGCCCUGCACCGCCGAUGCGGAGGAUGAGAUGCUCAAGGAUCUCAUGGAUGAGAAGGGGUGGUCGAGCUGCCCGCAGUGUAGUCGGAUCAUCGAGCUGACUGCCGGCUGCAACCACGUAACGUACGUUCACUCUGGCUGCUUUUCGUCCGGUGGUUUCAUUAUGAAGUUGAACGCCUGGGGACAUUUCUGUUGA
Messenger RNA from Verticillium nonalfalfae, 2514 nucleotides. RefSeq names its product Plasma membrane low glucose sensor. Gene Ontology annotation, molecular function: zinc ion binding; carbohydrate:proton symporter activity. Gene Ontology annotation, cellular component: membrane. Gene Ontology annotation, biological process: transmembrane transport; carbohydrate transport. NCBI's taxonomy places the organism in Eukaryota, Fungi, Ascomycota, Sordariomycetes, Glomerellales, Plectosphaerellaceae. The coding region runs from base 1 to 2514 and encodes 837 amino acids. The record is from RefSeq and is a predicted model, not a curated record. The transcript has 5 exons.